ACAGGAAGUAGAAGAAGUAGGAGAAGAAGUUGAGUAAGAGGAGGACGAAGAAGAAGAAGAAGAAGAAGAAGAAGAGAAAGAAGUGUGACCAUGGCGCUGGGAGACUGUUGGAAACAACUGUCCUGGUUCUACUACCAGUACCUGCUGGUGACCGCCCUCUACAUGCUGGAGCCCUGGGAGCGGACUGUGUUCAACUCGCUGCUCGUCUCGGUGGCCGGCAUGGCGGUCUACACCGGCUACGUCUUCAUGCCUCAGCACAUCAUGGCGAUCCUGCACUACUUCGAGGUCGUCCAGUGACACGAGGACUCGUCCGUCCACCCGCUGGUCCCCGUCUGUCUCCGGCUUCCUGUCCGUCCCAUCUGUCCACCUUUCUCUCCAGGGUGUGAGGUGGGGAUCGACUCUCCUCCUUUCCAAAGCUAAUUUAAUAUCAGAAGUCACCUCUGUGGACGUGGUGCUGGCGGCCGCACCGGACAGCGUCGUCCUCCGGGACGGUUUCUCCUUCUCACGUCUGAAAUGCUCUGAUUGUGAGCAGGGUUUUGGGUUUGGACCCGAGGGCCACGGAGGACUGAGCUAAGUUUGGAUUCAUGUUUUUUCUUUUUAAUCCCUGGAAUCAAGCGCACCUUACCGUGGUGACUGGACUAUUAUAUUUGUAUUCCCUCAAGAUUUCAGAGUGUUGUUGUCUGAAGAGUUUCAUUCAAGAGCAGGAAACCAAAGCGGCUGAUGGAGAAAAUCAUUUUUCUCUUUGUUGGAGCCCAUGCUGAGGAUCUGUGAAUGGAUCCUGGUGGUUUUGACAACUCCUGGGAACCAUCAUCUUCCACCAUCGUGUUCUCAAAGACUUCCUGUAGAAACUAAGUCAUUUGUAUUGUUGGAUCCUCGCUCAGUUUAUCAUGAUUCCAAAGUUUUCUUCAGCACAAAUGUGACAAACGUCUGAAUCAGUGAGUGUCUUAUUUCCUUCUGUGAUUUAAAAAUGUAAAUUGUUUGAAGCCAAGUUCCCGUUUCUAAGACCUGAAUUGGACGUCGCCUUAAAAAAAUGUUAACUACAUAAAGUUAGGUCUAAUGUGCAUUAAACGCCACUUGUGUAACACUUAUAAAUGAAUUUUUAAAAGAAAUAUUUUGGCACCAUGUACAGAUUAUUAUGUCUCUGUGUUAUUCUUUCUCAAGCGAUACACAUAUCAGCUCACGUUCAUAAAACUACAAACAUACCAACGUGGAACUUCUAUCUUUUCUCGAUACCGUGGGACGUGAUCCGACUGGAGAUCAACAGGAAGCUGUUUCUCUGGAGUUGUUUCCGUAGAAAAUGAAGCUCUUCACACGACUCUGGAGUUUCAGAUGUUUGGAAACACUACGUUGAGAAAGCGUCUCUAACACGUGCACUCUGCUGUUCGGUUGAGUCUGAUACAAGUCAACGUGUAAACAUGAGUUUCGAUCUUGUUGCUUUUCCGCAUCCUUUAUCUCUAAAGGAAGGAGAGGUCGGGCGUGAGGAGGAUCCACCGCUGGGAGUCUCUGCGUCUCAGGGUCAGAGUGUGUGACCUCUGAACUGAAUCUGAGACCGGCUCCUGUUCUCCUUCUGUCGGACGCAGCCGAUCACUUUGUAACAUAAAGUGAAUAAAGUUCCUCAUAUUUUUAAUGCGAAUAAAACAUCUGCAGCUGUGUUAUUUUUCCGCUUUAAUUAACGCUGAGUCAUGCAGCAAUGACUCCUCCCCACUUCCAUAAAUACAACCAACAUAUCCCGGUUGUGAUACAAAAUUACCUAAAAUACACAAACCAAGUUUGAAAAACAUUUAUUUAAUGUGUACUACGGUUGUUUUGUUUUUAGAAAAACAUUCCUUUAAACUCCCACAUUUAAUCAUAAUUCUUGAUUCUAUGAUUUGACUCCAUAUGGAUUCAGUUCCGGAUCUUUCAUUGAUACCAAGUUUGCUUGGAAAUGAGAUCUGAAACUGAAGAAUCUCACUUUCAUUCCACGAAUUAUUAAUCUCGACUUGUCAUGAAACCAAAUUUUGUUGGGACGAUAUUUUGUUGCAGAAUUAAUUGUCUCCAUUUUGAGAUAAUUUUACUUCUGAUAUAAUAAUCAUAUUAGAGCCUAAUCCUGCAAACACACCUUCUCAUUCUGUAGAAUAUUCAGUCGGACAUUAGAAUUAAAACUAGAGACAGACCAGCUAAAUGGUAAACAGGUGGAAAGUAUAUAGUGUAUUUUUCAAUGGUGUCAUCUUUGUAAAGUUUUGUAGACGCACAUGUUGGCUUAUAGAAUAAAAGUAUUAAUGUCUUCUUCUGAGCUCCUGAUGCUAAAUACUGUUCUAUAAAAUCAUUAAAGGGAUAUUUCACUAUGUUGAAGCUGCUUGUUUGACCUGCUGGUAUUUUAUUAAUUUGACUUAAUAAUUAAGUUUGACUUCUGACCACUCAUUCAUUUGUAAGCUGUUGUUUUCAUCAUGUUCUUCUAAUUAAAAAUCCAAAGAUGCA
Molecule: messenger RNA, 2457 nt
Organism: Limanda limanda (common dab)
Lineage: Eukaryota; Metazoa; Chordata; Actinopteri; Pleuronectiformes; Pleuronectidae
Gene: sptssa
Product: serine palmitoyltransferase, small subunit A
Exons: 2
Coding region: 91-297 (68 amino acids)
Biological process (GO): ceramide biosynthetic process
Cellular component (GO): serine palmitoyltransferase complex
Molecular function (GO): serine C-palmitoyltransferase activity
Source: RefSeq, a predicted model, not a curated record